AUGUUGUUUGUGAAUGUCAUCCCUUCUGAGCCUCAGCCUGAGCAAGUUCCCAUAGUGCCCAUAGUGCCCACAGUGCCCACAGUGCCCAUAGGGGACCAAAGUUCUGUUGGUAUGAACUAUGAAAACCAACAUGCGAAGGAUGGUGAAAUCGGACCUAACGCCAUUGUUGUCUACGUAGGCAAAGAAAAGGCUGUAGAGGGUGAUUCUAAUAAAGAGGGUGAAGCUGAAUCACGUGAUGAAGGUGAUGAAUAUACUGAGCCACGCCCUGUUGUAGAACCGUUAAAGUCGGACAAGGUGCGUUAUGUGGUCAAAUGUCCUAAAGAAGGAUGUAACUGGGGUUUACGAGGUGGUAGGAUUCGAGGUACAGAUAUUUUCUCGAUUAGAAGGCACAACAAGAUGCAUACAUGCUCUCGGGCUAGUCAAAGUUCAAGCAAUAGUAAGAGGCAAGGCACUCCACAAUUAGUUGCUUCUCUUUUACAUGGUGAUUAUCCAGGGCAAAUGGAAACUCCACCUCCGAAAAUUAUCAUGGAUCUUGUCAAGACAAAAUUAGGUGUUGAUAUAUCAUAUUCCACGGCGUUGAGAGGGAAAAAUCAAGCUGUUACUGAUUUGAAAGGUAGCCCAGAAGAAAGCUACAAGAUGUUGCGAUGUUAUCUGCACAUGUUAGAGAAGGUUAAUCAUGGUACAAGAUCAUAUGUGCAUUGCGAUGAGAAUAAUAAAUUCAUGUACUUGUUCAUAGCUUUGGGAGCUAGCAUUGAAGGAUUUAAAGUCAUGAGGAAAGUUAUAACUAUGGAUGCAACUUUUCUAAAGAACGGAUAUAAGGUAUUUAUGACUGACAGAAAUACAAGUCUCAUAAAAGCUAUAGCUAAUGUGUAUCCUCUGGCUCAUCAUGGUUUUUGUAUAUGGCAUUUAUCCCAAAAUGUGAAAGGUUAUGCUCGUAACGUGAACAAAGACGUUGUUGCAUGGAGAUUCAUGGAGUGUAGUAGGUUUUACACAGUGGCUGAGUUCAACAUUGCUUACGCAUCUUUUACGACAAGAUAUCCUUCUGCUGCCAAGUAUCUUGAAGAAUCUACCCAGAAAGAAAGAUGGGCACGAUGUGUUUUUCCAGGAGAUAGAUACAACCUAGACACAAGCAACUGUGUUGAAUCGUUGAACAGUGUAUUCAAAGAUGCAAGGAGGUACUCCUUGAUACCCAUGCUUGAUGCAAUACUUAAAAAAUUCUCUGAAUGGUUUAAUGAACAUCGAAAAGAUGCUGUGUCUGGAUCAGUCGCAAAUAAAUUGGUGCCUUUAGUGGAGAACUACUUACAUGAUUUAUGGGCAACUGCUGAGAAACUAAAGGUGAUAGAGCUAAAUGGUUUCGAGCUUGAAUACAAUGUCAUUGACAGUGACGGAAAGCCUUAUUUGGUGAAGUUGCGAUUGAGAAGUUGCAGUUGUAGGUUUUUCGAUAUACAAAAGUAUCCUUGUGUGCAUGCAUUGGCGUCUUUCAUUACAUACCAAAAAUAUGGAGGUAAGGAUUUCGAGUUACAUGAGUUGUGUUCUAAGUAUUAUUGGACGGAGCUGUGGGCAAUUGCAUAUUGCAGGACAAUUUAUUUAGUACCUGAUAAGUCUCGAUGGGAUGUCCUAGAUGACGUCCAAGAUAUGGAGAUCAUACCUCCGAAUCGGAAAAUAAGAGGGGGAAGAAAGAAAACAAAAAGGUAUGCAUCUGCUGGGGAAAAACGACCAAAAACUCGACCUAGGACGCAGAAUAAAAGGCGCCGGAGACAAGGACUCCAAUGGUUGUUAUUUGGAGAUAAUGUUCAUGUUUGA
Molecule: messenger RNA, 1803 nt
Organism: Camelina sativa (false flax)
Lineage: Eukaryota; Viridiplantae; Streptophyta; Magnoliopsida; Brassicales; Brassicaceae
Source: RefSeq, a predicted model, not a curated record